This is a messenger RNA of Brienomyrus brachyistius, 1794 nucleotides long. RefSeq names its product nitric oxide synthase interacting protein. Lineage: Eukaryota; Metazoa; Chordata; Actinopteri; Osteoglossiformes; Mormyridae. Gene Ontology annotation, cellular component: nucleus. Gene Ontology annotation, molecular function: ubiquitin protein ligase activity. The transcript has 10 exons. Bases 213 to 1136 code for a protein of 307 amino acids. The record is from RefSeq and is a predicted model, not a curated record.
AUUUAUGUGGAUUGCCCUUGUAGUUUAAUUUAUUUUUAACUAAUUAAAACAACUUGAAAAAUAUAUGGAUAAUGUUUCUAAUCUGUUUUACGCGUUGCUGCGGAACAUUUUUUAAGGGUCGCUGUCUCGACGGAAGUAUUUGCAGUUGCACAUAUUUGCAGUACGCGAAGGGAGGAGAUUUGCACGAUAUCGCAUCCUGUUGACGCAUAACGAUGACCCGACAUGGGAAAAACUGCACGGCAGGCGCUGUGUAUACCUACCAUGAAAAGAAGAAGGAUACGGCCGCGUCCGGUUAUGGUACGCAGAGCGUUCGCCUAGGCAAGGACGCUAUCAAGGAUUUCGACUGCUGCUGCCUGUCCCUUCAGCCGUGCAGAAAUCCCGUCGUAACCCCCGAUGGCUAUAUGUAUGAAAAAGAAGCCAUCCUGGAAUACAUUCUACACCAAAAGACUGAAAUUGCCAAAAAAAUGAAGGCCUACGAAAAACAGAAGCAGGCACAGAAAAAUGAAAAUCUGCUAGAGUCACAAUCAGAGGAGAGGGAAAGAGCAGAGAAGUUCAAGACGAAAGAGAACAGCAUCGUCUCCAAGCCUAUAAAUCCUUUUACUGGAGGACAGUCCAAGGAUUUGGGAGUUCAGAGUGGACCGAGUGGCUCUACAAAUGGGCCCAGUAAUAGUGCUGCCUCUGACGGAUCCAGCACCAAAUCUACAUUGCCAAGUUUCUGGAUCCCCAGUCUGACGCCGGAAGCAAAGCCAACCAUGUUAAAAAAGCCUGUCAAGACAGUGCUGUGCCCCAUGUCUGGUCGGCCUCUCAAGAUGAACGAACUGAUUCCUGUGAAAUUCACCCCUAUGGACCCUUCUCUCGACAGAGUGGCCCUUCUUACUCGGCAGGACCGGUAUGUAUGUGCUGUAACCAAAGACAUGCUUGGAAACUCUGUACCAUGUGCGGUGCUGAGGCCUUCUGGAGUGGUGGUAACAAUGGAAUGCGUGGAGCUACUGAUAAGAAAGGAUAUGGUAGAUCCAAUAAAUGGUGAAAAACUUAAAGAGAAGGACAUCAUACCUCUGCAGAGGGGUGGGACCGGCUUUGCUGGGUCUGGAAUUGACCUUACAGCCAAAGAGUCUCGCCCUGUGAUGCAAGUGUGAAGAGGAAGUUAGUUUGGCAAAGGGCUGAUGUUAAUAUGGAAAUGACUUGUAUGUAUAUAUUUCUCAUUUUUCUUACGAGAUAGGAAAGCGAAAUCUCAUUCUUUUAUCAUUUUGUAAUAGUUCCAAUAUGAUGAAGAGGUGGUUGUAUAUUUGUGUUUCAAUUUCUUCACACAUUGUCUUUUGCCUGUCUCACAAAACCCUUAAAAAUAAGCAAAUGCCAUCCAACACAAGCACAAACUGACUGAAACAACGCAUGUUUUCAUUAGUUGUACCAGCAUCUACACAAAAGAGCCAUUUACAGAUCUCUUAUGGGGACACCAAGGCAUUUGUGUUCUUUUUAACAUUUAUGCAAAAUGCUUAAGAAGCAUUACGGUGAUUGAGGUAAGUUAGAGUACUUUUGCAAAGCUAUGUGAUUCUUUUAGGUGUUUGCAUACGUUUUUCAAGAAAUAUAUAGCAAAGCCUCAGCUUAUUGACCUUUUGUGUGUUAACAUUUGUCUGAAUGCCUGAUUAAUUCUAUGCGAUAUAAAUUGAUCUCAUUACAAAAAAUUAGUUUAGCACAUCUCGAAGCAAAUUGUGCCUCCAUUAACUUACAGGCUUACUGGCUUAUGCAGUUUGUAAGGUUGCCUAUAAAGUGAAAUAAAAAUGAUUCCCUCUGUUA